UUCACUGAAGGAACCUGUAGGGGGAGCUUCGCAAAUCUUACUGAGUUCCGCUUUAAAUUGUAUCUCAACUACAGUUAUAUCUCUUUUAAUUGAAAUCUGCUUAAAGUACAACAUCUGCGAUAAACUGGGGGAAGGAGUAGUUUGUUCCAUUGACAGCCUUCCGGUAUGUUUAUAUUUAUAAAUAUGCGUGUGUGUGUAUUUGGAGAAACCCAAGUAUAUAGUCCUAUGUUUUGUCUAAUAUACAUUAUUUAGAAAACUUGAAGUGUUUAAACUAUCAGAAUGAUCAAUGCUUUACAUGGUUUUAAAUUCAUGACUGGAUCUUACAUUCACAGAACUUUACAGUAGGCCUAUGUCUGUUGAAUAUAAAUGACUUGAGUAAUUGUUUUGAUCAGGUUGCUCUGAAACUUGCUCGAAAAUUGGAAACCAUGGAAUAUAUCAACAUUGUAAGCUGCGCUUUCUGUUAUCUGCUCUCAUUCUCUUUUUUCAACUGUAUAUAAAUGUUAAUCAUAGACUUCAAAUUAUUUUUCACUAGGAAAACAUUGACAACCAUUUGUCCAAGACUGGCUUAAAACCUGAUUUAGGAAACCACCUCCAUCUAACCAUCAUGAAUAAUUGUCUUUCUUCUAGCCUGAUCAUCCCAAACCCGUUCCCCUGGAAAUCGGACUGACAGUCCUUGCUAACAAGGGCCCCAGUACACCCCACAUCAUUAAAUUGCUGGAGUGGACCUCCCCAACCAUUAUAUCAUGGUCCUGCAGCGGCCCUCGCCCUGCGUCAAUCUCUUUGAAUUUUUGAAAAGCUGUGGGGGCAUCUUCAAUGAAGAGAUUGCACGCCAUGUGAUGCGGCAGGUGGUUGAAGCUGCAAACAGUUGCUGCAGUCAAGGUGUUUUCCACAGAGACAUAAAAGAGGAGAACAUAUUAGUGAACACGGACACACUGGACGUGACGCUAAUUGAUUUCGGCUGUGGGGACCUGCUGUAUGAAACGGCUUACCACACCUUUAGUGUGCCCAAGACCUCCCCACUGCAUUUCCAUCUUGCUCCUGCUCCAGUCCCAGUGCUCCCCAGAGUGUCCUGUCACGGUUCACCAGGUCCUAGAGCUCACAGACACCCCAGAUGGUCCCAGAGCUUAUUUUCCUUGCGACUCCAGUUGGUCAGUUGACAGGGUCCUAGAGGUCCCUGAAUGCUCCAGAGGUACCUGUUGCUGUUCCCUCCACAGAAAUCCACAGAUGUUCCACAGACCUCACGCUCACUGCUGGGUUUCUGUCGUGACCCAGAGCUGCUCAGUUCCAGAGCAGUAGUGUGUCGUAGAUGCCCCAGAGUUUCCUGUUCCUGUUCCUGCCCCAGAAUGACUAUAAGAACUCCAGAAGGAAACAUCACCACACAUUCAAAAAUAAACUAUGGCAUUACA
Molecule: messenger RNA, 1406 nt
Organism: Megalobrama amblycephala (Wuchang bream)
Lineage: Eukaryota; Metazoa; Chordata; Actinopteri; Cypriniformes; Xenocyprididae
Product: serine/threonine-protein kinase pim-2-like
Exons: 2
Coding region: 744-1157 (137 amino acids)
Biological process (GO): negative regulation of apoptotic process; regulation of mitotic cell cycle; protein autophosphorylation
Cellular component (GO): cytoplasm
Molecular function (GO): ATP binding; protein serine/threonine kinase activity
Source: RefSeq, a predicted model, not a curated record